This is a messenger RNA of Anoplophora glabripennis (Asian longhorned beetle), 1546 nucleotides long. Its product is annotated as tubulin beta chain. Gene Ontology annotation, molecular function: GTP binding; GTPase activity; structural constituent of cytoskeleton. The record is from RefSeq and is a predicted model, not a curated record. Gene Ontology annotation, cellular component: microtubule; cytoplasm. The coding region runs from base 119 to 1462 and encodes 447 amino acids. NCBI's taxonomy places the organism in Eukaryota, Metazoa, Arthropoda, Insecta, Coleoptera, Cerambycidae. Gene Ontology annotation, biological process: microtubule cytoskeleton organization; mitotic cell cycle. The transcript is spliced from 2 exons.
UUGUUUGAAUUUUGCAGAGGCGGCAGUUUCGAAACAAUUUAAGGCCCUAGUAACAAGAAUAAACAUUUGCCAUAUUUUUGGUAUUUGUUUAAAUUAAAAUUACACAAAAUAAAGUAAAAUGCGAGAAAUAGUUCAUAUUCAAGCCGGGCAGUGUGGAAACCAAAUAGGUGCAAAAUUUUGGGAAGUUAUUUCCGACGAGCAUGGCAUAGAUCCCACAGGUACUUAUCACGGAGAUUCAGAUUUGCAACUGGAGAGAAUAAAUGUUUAUUACAAUGAAGCUACGGGAGGAAAAUAUGUUCCCAGGGCCGUUCUGGUUGACUUGGAACCUGGAACGAUGGACUCUGUAAGAUCAGGUCCAUUUGGUCAAAUUUUUAGACCAGACAAUUUCGUGUUUGGCCAAAGCGGAGCAGGAAAUAAUUGGGCUAAAGGCCAUUAUACGGAAGGAGCAGAAUUAGUAGAUUCUGUUUUAGACGUAGUUCGGAAAGAAGCUGAGGGAUGCGACUGUAUGCAGGGGUUUCAGCUGACUCAUUCAUUAGGAGGUGGUACUGGUUCUGGAUUAGGGACUUUACUUAUCUCUAAAAUAAGAGAAGAAUAUCCCGAUAGGAUAAUGAACACAUUUUCAGUUGUACCUUCACCAAAAGUUUCUGAUACAGUUGUAGAACCCUACAAUGCCACUUUAUCUGUUCACCAGUUGGUUGAAAACACAGAUGAAACUUAUUGCAUCGACAAUGAAGCUCUCUAUGAUAUUUGUUUUAGAACUCUCAAGUUAACGACUCCUACAUAUGGUGAUCUAAACCAUCUUGUGUCAGCAACGAUGUCUGGCGUAACAACCUGCUUAAGGUUUCCAGGACAGUUAAAUUCAGAUUUAAGAAAGUUAGCAGUCAAUAUGGUACCUUUCCCUCGUCUACAUUUCUUUAUGCCUGGUUUUGCUCCCCUAACAUCUCGUGGCAGUCAACAGUACCGCGCCCUUACCGUUCCCGAACUUGUGUUACAAAUGUUUGAUGCAAAGAAUAUGAUGGCAGCUUGCGAUCCCAGACAUGGCAGAUAUUUAACGGUUGCGGCAAUUUUCCGCGGAAGGAUGUCAAUGAAGGAGGUGGAUGAACAAAUGUUGAAUAUUCAGAAUAAAAACAGCAGUUAUUUUGUGGAAUGGAUACCAAAUAAUGUUAAGACAGCUGUAUGUGACAUUCCACCAAGGGGGCUCAAAAUGUCAUCUACUUUUAUAGGAAACUCAACAUGCAUUCAAGAAUUAUUUAAGAGAAUAUCCGAACAGUUUACAGCUAUGUUUAGACGUAAGGCUUUCUUGCAUUGGUACACAGGUGAAGGAAUGGAUGAAAUGGAAUUCACUGAAGCUGAAAGUAACAUGAAUGACUUGGUUUCCGAGUACCAACAAUACCAAGACGCUACUGCAGAAGAAGAAGGUGAAUUUGAUGAAGAGGAAGAGGGCGAAGAAGGGGAAAAUUAAUUUUUUUGUUAGUAUUCUGUGGACCUUUCAAAUCUUUCAGUUAAAUUUGUUUGGAAUUGGAAUGUGUAGUCGGUUAUACAUAUA